This is a messenger RNA of Ustilago hordei, 759 nucleotides long. RefSeq lists its product as uncharacterized. NCBI's taxonomy places the organism in Eukaryota, Fungi, Basidiomycota, Ustilaginomycetes, Ustilaginales, Ustilaginaceae. The record is from RefSeq and is a predicted model, not a curated record. The coding region runs from base 1 to 759 and encodes 252 amino acids. The transcript has a single exon.
AUGGCCGGUAUAACUCUCGAAUCUCCACCUCCCAUCAUCGCCUCCUCCUCCUCUUCUCGCACAUCAGCACCUUCAUCGCCACCUCUCCGAGCCAACAUGCAUCAACCAAUCAUGAUAGAACUCAGCACAAGCACAAGCACAAGCAGCAUAGAUAGCUCCUGCUUCCAAGACCAACCUUCCUCUCGGCGUCUAUUCCACAACACCCCUACAGCUCCGCACAGCUCAGCAAACGUGCCUAACUUCGUCUCGCCCGUCGCAUCAAGCUCGCUGCAGAACCAAGUACGAACGUCAACCGCAUCCGGUGUACUGGACGACCAGGACGUAUUCGGCAAGAUCGACCAUACACCGUUGCGGCAAGAAACACACUCGACUUCACCUUUACCCAAUUCGAGGUCUUUGCAGAUGGGUGAUAUGCUAGAUCAUGUGCUGCCUGCGGAUCAAUCUGCGAGUCUGUCGGUGGGCAACAUCAUCGCGCCAGAGAGGGGAAGUUCGAAGAAGCAGCCGCCCAAACGACUGCCAACAGAUCCGCAUAGUACGACUGCUUCACCAACUCCACUGUCUAGAUCUUCAGUAAGACCAAGGUCUGCACUUACAUCGAUAACUCUCAAUAAGAGCAUGAAUGCGGCAAGAGAAGCAACCGGCAGUAGCAGUCCUGCAUCUGAUCCAUUCUCUCAGCGAUCUUAUCUUUCUGCUGACGAGCUCUCGUUUCACGUCAAACAUCAGAUGGCAGCUUUGCAAGAAAGUCCACAGACGUGUUGA